ACCUCAACUACUGUGGCAACCACCAGCCGUGCCGCAAUGGAGGCAGCUGCUCCAAUGUGCAGCCGGACAGCUUCAAGUGUGACUGCCAGAAGGGCUACCACGGCGUGAGCUGCGAGAUCGUCGACGACACGUGGUGCGCCAACGGCGGCUCCGGGGUGGGGUCGCCCUCGGGCUUCAAGUGCCUCUGUGCCCUGGGAUGGACCGGAGCCAACUGCCACGAAGACAUUGACGAGUGCGCGUCGAGCCCUUGCGGUCAUGGAGGGACCUGUCUCAACCUGGUGAACGGGUUCAGCUGCACGUGCCCUCCACAGUGGACGGGGCACACCUGUCUCCUGGCGUCAACCUCGCUAAUCACAGGUGCAGAGGGAAGGACAGUGAACUAGACAAAUUGGGGUGGGGCUUAUCAUCAUUGGAGAUCCGGAGCCUGCGGGAUAAAUUCCACAUUCACAUGGCGGGGACCAAUCGCUUCAUCAACAGCCGCCGCUGAUUCACCAAAACAAGUUGCCUGCUUUGUCGACCCUCUGUGGGUGAUUAUGGGCUGACCCCUUUGCAGAUAUUUUCGCCUCGCAACUUUGCAACUUGAGUGCUUUGCGUGCUUGAAGGUGACGUUGGCGGUGGCUGCAAGUCGGCCUUUUCACAGAUCAGGACGAGUGCGAUGACAACCCUUGCGUUCACGCACGCUUCUGCAAGAACCUUUUCGGAGGCUACUACUGCGGUUGCCUGCCCGGGUGGACUAGACAGAAUUGUGACAUUGCUGUCAAUGACUGUGAGGGGAAGUGCUUAAAUGGAGGAGCAUGCAAGGACCUGACCGACGAUUACAGCUGCGAGUGCAAGCCGGGCUACACGGGCAGACGCUGCGAGACGGAGGCGGACAAGUGUGCUGCGAGCCCGUGCCUCAACGGCGGCCAGUGCAGGGACGCCGUCGAUUCCUACGACUGCGUUUGCACGGACGGCUUUGCCGGCGACAGCUGCCAACUGCACGUGGAAGUCUGCGUCCCGAACCCGUGCCAGAACGGGGCCCGGUGUGAGAACCUCCCCACGGGCGACUACUUCUGCCACUGCUCGGAGAACUUUGAAGGAACAAAUUGCACCCUGCUGAAGGACCAUUGCCUCACCUCGCCCUGCCAGGCAUGCAGCUUGUUGAACUUCUUUUGCACCGUGCAAUUACUUAAUGUGAAGGAGAAGAUUAUUCGGCGUGAAAAGACGGACCGGAAUGUGGGACACUCCGUCAUGCCCUGCACAGCGGCAGGACAGAAUGGUGUUCACCGUGAGUGGUGCGCUGGGCUUCCUGCUGCUGCUGGCCACGCUGCUCCUCUGCCUGUGCUGCAUGCGGAGGAUACGAAACCGCCGGUCACCUCACCUCGACAAGGUGAACAACAAGGACAAGGUCACGGAGCCGCUCGACAAGGUCGUAAUCUGCAACCCAAUCGGUGGCGGUGGCGGCGGUGGUGGCGGUCAGAACAACAAGCGGCUCGAGAAAAAUGUGUGCCUUAUGGGAAAAAUGUCAACACACAAAAUCGAGCUGGAGGAAAUGGACAAGCUCGGAUUUAACAAUAAAGCGACGCUGGGCUACGGCGCCGGAUCGCUGGCCACGCCCGAGGAGCAACCGCUGAAGUCGAAGUAAAAUGUGAAGAGACCUACGCACACACGAACGGCACGGGCGGAAGUAUCGUCCUGUACUGCACUGGCACAACAGAUCUUGGUGUCGUGAGCAGCAGCAGCAGCAACAGCAGCAGCAGCAGCAGUUACACGGACAUUGAUAACUGGACAGAAAUGCGUGCCGUGCCUUUUUUUUCCCUGACAGGAGGUAAUCGGGGGGUUCGUUCAGUUCCUUUUUCACCAUUUUCAGUAGCAGGCGUCGCUUCUGGCGAUCCACGCCUGUGUCUUCGCAACAGGCCCGAACCUUCGGUUAUGUCCCCCCUAUACACUCCCCGGCGUGGCCAGGCCCCCCCCCCUUCUAGAACCUUCGAGCAAGUUCCCGGAGCUUCCUGACUGACCCCGCUUUGACCUUUAACCCAGACACGCCCCCUUCUGGUUGUUUAUUAUAUAACGUGCCCAUCACCAUGCUUACCCCUCCUGGCUGGCUGGCAGGCAGCACCCUGUCAUUACACUCGUGCAUGAUCUGUGUUCUGUACUCUUUUCGUGGCCCCCUAUUCUUUCAGAGUGCUUCCAGCCACGGAACCCACAACUAAAUCCGCCGAGCCUGACGGAGAACAGUUUUAAUGCAAAACAGUGGACACACAACCUGUUGAGGGUGAGUGCAGUAGCCACUGUCUAGAAACCUGCUGCCCAUUUGGCAAUAUACAGUUGAGAAGUUCAUUGUUGAAACUUUAGUCGUUCCACUAAGCGCUCUAUCUUGGACUGAAGCUGGGUAUGUUUCACUGCGGUUUUGGAAGGGGACUGCUCUUUCAAGAAGCGCUGACUUAAUGUCACUGGAAGUGCAGGGUCAGUGACCUCAUAGCACCAGGAAUGGCUUGCUUGCUCAUUUGAUUCU
Messenger RNA from Lethenteron reissneri (Far Eastern brook lamprey), 2494 nucleotides. Its product is annotated as protein jagged-1b-like. Lineage: Eukaryota; Metazoa; Chordata; Hyperoartia; Petromyzontiformes; Petromyzontidae. Gene Ontology annotation, cellular component: cell surface; signaling receptor complex; plasma membrane. Gene Ontology annotation, biological process: Notch signaling pathway; axon guidance. Gene Ontology annotation, molecular function: calcium ion binding. The record is from RefSeq and is a predicted model, not a curated record.